GAUCGAAAAAACUUCUUCAAUAGGUUUGCCACGUUUGCCACGAUUGAACAUACUGGUUAUACCAGGUUAUAUCUGAUCUGAGAUAUGUCAUUAUGUAUGAGUUGGUAUGAGUGCUCUGUGGCUGUUCUGGAGUGGUUUAUUGCAUAUAACACGUGUCGUAGAACUAGUGUUUUAAAUUUGGUUAUCUGCGUGAGCUUGUAUUAUUUAAAUAAUUGUCAUCUAAAUUUUGAAUUAUUUCUACGUCAUGAAUAACUGGAAGUAUCGUGUUCGCGUGUACUGUAAUUCGACAUUUCACAACUUGUGAUUAUAUGUUGUGCGUAUCUGCAAGUUAUUGUAAGGAUUGUUUAGGUGAAGUUAUACUCGAGUCAGAGUACAACUUGUAAACGAAGUAUUUUCGUCAAACAAAACUUGUAUUUUAAAAUAAAUAUAUGAUGGAGUAUAUUGAUGGAAUUGAAGAGACCACACCCAGAAUAUUAUGUUGUCAAUGUGGAACUGUUAUUGAGCCAAAUGCUGCGAAUAUGUGUGUGGCAUGUUUGCGGUCUCGGAUUGACAUAACAGAGGGGAUUCCAAAGCAAGCCAUAAUACAUUUUUGUAAAGGAUGUGAAAGGUACCUUAAACCACCUUGUGAAUGGGUUGCAUGCUCGUUGGAAUCGCGAGAAUUGUUGAGUGUCUGUCUUUUUAAAUUAAAAGGAUUGAAUAGGGUAAGAUUGGUUGAUGCUGGGUUUGUAUGGACUGAACCUCAUUCAAAACGAAUUAAGGUGAAACUAACAGUUCAGGGUGAGGUCUUAGGAGGAGCAGUCUUGCAGCAAGUUUUUGUUGUUGAGUUCACUGUGAAUUCGCAAAUGUGUGAAGAUUGUCAUCAUGUUGAAGCACAAGAUUAUUGGCGGGCUCUUGUUCAAGUUCGACAAAAAUGUGAUAACAAGAAAACUUUUUUUUAUUUAGAACAACUUAUAUUGAAACACAAAGCUCAUGAACAGACUUUAGGAAUUAAACCAAUUCAUGAAGCUCAUGCUCGGAAAUUGGUUGAUUUUUUACAAGCUGUUUUACCAUGUCGUUAUCAACAAUCCAAGAAACUUAUCUCUCAUGACACGCACAGUAAUACGUAUAAUUACAAGUUCACUUAUAGUAGCUUUUUAACCACAGUGAAUGUUGAUGGCCAAGGCAGGCUCGACUUGCUUACGAAAGCUAUGGGGCCUGAUAGGCAAGUGAGAGUUGCUGAAGUUAGUGCUGUUGCCUUCUGGAGAAAUCCAUUCUAUUCUAUAUGCAAUCCUAAACAGCUUACUGAAUACAUAGUUAUGGAUGUAGAAAUUAUGAAAAAUUAUGACCAAAAGACAUUUCCUGGGCAAGGAGCCAUUUCUCAGAAGCAUGUACUGGCAGAUGUUUGGGUUGUCAGAGCUUCAGAUUUGGGUCGUACAGAAAAUACAGUACACACUCGAUCUCACUUGGGACAUGUUUUAAAACCGGGAGAUUCUGUUCUUGGGUACGCUCUGGGAGAUAGUAAUGUAAAUGACUCGAAUUUUGAGAAGUUAAAUCCUUCUCAGGUUCCUGAUGUGGUGUUAGUAAAGAAAUAUUACGGUAUUAAUAAAAGUGCACGUCAACACAGACGAAGGUGGAAGCUGAAACAUUUGAAUGAGGAAUAUAGCAAUCUUCAGAAGGAAACUAAUGAUUACAUCGAGUUUUUGGAUGACCUUGAAGAAGAUCGAGAAUACCGCCAAAAUAUUAACAUUUUCAAAGACACUUCUAAGCUAAUACCCAUAGACACUGAUGAGAUAGAUGAUCCCACAUUACCUCAAAUUACAUUGGAAGAAAUGCUUGAUGAAAUGACAAUUGAAGAAGUAGAAAUGAAGGAGAUACCUGAAAGUUAAAUUGUUGCUUGUAUUAUUAUUUUUCUAUAUUCUCUUACUGUGUGAGAGAGAGAGAGAGAGAAAAUAAAUAAAUAAUAGAAAUA
Messenger RNA from Gryllus bimaculatus (two-spotted cricket), 1948 nucleotides. NCBI's taxonomy places the organism in Eukaryota, Metazoa, Arthropoda, Insecta, Orthoptera, Gryllidae. The record is from the annotation of a GenBank genome assembly.